AUGGUGCAGAAGUAUCAGUCUCCUGUCCGCAUCUACAAGUACCCAUUUGAGCUGGUCAUGGCGGCCUAUGAGAAGCGCUUCCCCACCUGCCCGCAGAUCCCCGUCUUCCUGGGCAGUGAGGUCCUGCGCGAGUCCCGCAGCCCCGACGGGGCGGUGCACGUGGUGGAGCGGAGCUGCAGGCUGCGCGUGGAGGCCCCACGGCUGCUGCGGAAGAUUGCGGGUGUUGAGCACGUGGUCUUCGUGCAGAGAAACGUGUUGAACUGGAGGGAGAGGACCCUCCUCAUCGAAGCCCGCAACGAGACCUUCGCCAGCCGUGUGGUGGUCAAUGAAAGCUGCAGCUACACCGUCCACCCUGAGAAUGAAGAGUGGACUUGCUUUGAGCAAUGUGCCUCGCUCGACAUCCGGUCCUUCUUUGGCUUCGAAAAUGCCCUGGAGAAGAUCGCCAUGAAACAGUACACAGCCAACGUCAAGAGGGGGAAGGAGGUGAUUGAGCAUUACCUGAACGAGCUCAUCUCCCAGGGCACCUCUCACAUUCCCCGGUGGACGCCUGCCCCCGUCCGAGAGGAGGACGCCCGCUCUCAGGCUGGCCCGAGGGAUCCUGGCUCCCUGGAGGCUGACAGGUCCGGCAGCGCCCCAGGCCCUGCUCCUGAGACAGUUCUUACAGACGAGGACAAGCUGGAUGCAGACUACAUUGAGAGGUACGUGGGCCAUCUCACGCCCGUCCAGGAGAGCUGCCUGAUCCAGCUUCGGCACUGGCUGCAGGAGACCCACAAAGGCAAGAUUCCCAAAGAUGAGCACAUUCUCCGGUUCCUGCGGGCUCGUGACUUCCACCUGGACAAGGCCCGGGAGAUGCUGUGCCAGUCCUUGAGCUGGAGAAAGCAGCACCAGGUGGAUCUCCUCCUUCAGACCUGGCAACCCCCUGCCCUCCUGGAGGAAUUCUAUGCGGGGGGCUGGCAUUACCAGGACAGAGACGGCCGCCCCCUCUAUAUUCUGCGCCUGGGCCACAUGGACACCAAAGGCUUGAUGAAGGCCGUGGGGGAAGAGGCGCUGCUGAAGCAUGUUCUUUCCGUCAAUGAGGAAGGACAGAAGAGAUGUGAAGGGAACACAAAGCAGUUUGGCCGUCCCAUCAGCUCUUGGACCUGCCUGGUGGACCUGGAAGGUCUCAACAUGCGUCACCUGUGGCGGCCGGGGGUGAAGGCCCUGCUGCGGAUGAUUGAGGUGGUGGAGGACAAUUACCCCGAGACUCUGGGUCGGCUGCUCAUCGUGCGAGCCCCUCGUGUCUUCCCGGUGCUCUGGACGCUGAUCAGCCCCUUCAUCAAUGAGAACACCAGGCAGAAGUUUCUCAUCUACAGCGGUAGCAAUUACCAGGGCCCCGGAGGCCUUGUGGACUACCUGGAUAAAGAAGUGAUCCCUGACUUCCUCGGGGGAGAGUGUGUGUGCAAUGUCCCUGAAGGAGGGCUGGUCCCCAAGUCCCUCUAUCUGACAGAAGAGGAGCAGGGGCACACGGACCAGCUGCAGCAGUGGAGAGAGACCUACCAGUCGGCCAGCGUGCUCCGAGGGGCCCCCCAUGAGGUUGCAGUGGAGAUCCUGGAGGGGGAGUCAGUCAUCACCUGGGACUUUGACAUCCUGAGAGGGGACGUGGUGUUCAGCCUGUACCACAGCAAACAGAUGCCCAAGCUUGGCCCCCAGGAGCCCGGGGCCAGGGCUGGCGGGCAGCUGAUGGACAAAGGCUGGGUCCUAGGUGUGGAUUAUAGCCGUGUCGAAGCCCCUCUUGUCUGCCGGGAAGGGGAGAGCAUCCAGGGCUCCCAUGUGACCCGGUGGCCUGGCAUCUACUUGCUCCAGUGGCAAAUGCACAGCCCCCCUGGCAAUGUGGCCUGCAGCCUCCCAGGUGUGGAGGACGUCCUGACGGCCCUGCACAGCCCUGGCCCCAAGUGCAAACUCCUCUACUACUACGAGGUGCUGGCGUCUGAGGACUUCAGGGGCUCCAUGUCCAGCCUGGAAUCCUGCACCAGCGGCUUCUCCCAGCUCAGCACCACCACCUCCUCCUCUUCUGGCCAGUCCCACAGCAGCCCCCUGGUCUCCAGAUAG
Molecule: messenger RNA, 2088 nt
Organism: Neomonachus schauinslandi (Hawaiian monk seal)
Lineage: Eukaryota; Metazoa; Chordata; Mammalia; Carnivora; Phocidae
Gene: SEC14L5
Product: SEC14 like lipid binding 5
Exons: 15
Coding region: 1-2088 (695 amino acids)
Cellular component (GO): cytoplasm
Source: RefSeq, a predicted model, not a curated record